CUCCCUCGCCGGUGCUACUCCAUGCCCACGCCGGGGAACACGCCGUCCGCCACCAAUCUAGAGGAAGAAGGGGAGAGGGGAGCACCUGCGUGCUGCGAGCCGCAACGGGCGUCGCGUUUUUCCCCUUCUCUCCCCUCAAACUGCGCCACCGCUCCCAAUCCUUCCGGCGAGCCGCAGCUGAAUCUCGCCGUCGGCAUCUCCUCCCCGCCGCCCAUCUGCGCCCCAGCCAACUCGUCACCCUCCACCUCCUCGUUUGAUUUGUUUUCUGAAUUGUCUAGAUCGGUGAUAAUGUUUUCCUUUCUUUGAGAAAUUUUUUGAUAAAUAAAAAUUGAAACAUGAGUUCAGCUUAGCGUUCUUUUACAUGUUCCAUCGAAUGGUCCAGAUCCAGUUGAAAUGAUUGAAAUUGGAAGAGGAAAGCUCACAGACUUAAACUCAAAUGCAGUCCACCAAACAACAUUUGUUGUAUAUGCUUUGGAAGAAGCUUGUACAGUUUGGGAAGGGGGUUUUUGAGAGAAAAGAAAAAUCUACUUCAACCGAUAUGCCCUUAGGCACGGCCAUGCAUAACAUAGAAAUCACACGUGGAAGGGGUGGGCAAUUAGCUAGAGCAGCAGGUGCUGUAGCGAAACUCAUUGCAAAAGAGGGUAAAUCGGCCACUUUAAGAUUAGCAUCUCUAAUGCAACAAUAUCAUACAGUCUACCAAACACACAUCUCAACCAAUCUCUGCAUCAGCUCAACCAGGCCACGCUCAUCCAGGAUCCCCCAUGCGAUGCAGGCUAGAGUCACCCAGGCAACCAAACACGCCCUAGGAAUUUGGGUUUAGGUAUAUACCUUUUUCACUCUUUCCCGCAAAAACAAAAAGAAGAAGAAGAAAAAGGAAGAGUUCGGUUUUGCUUGAGCAAACCCAAAUCCAACCCGAACUCCUAUCCCGGCCCCCACCUCCACGGCACCGCCACCGCCACCGCGGCAUUUCUUCCUCCAACACCUCUCUCCUCCCCAUCGCCGCCGCUCCCGUCACGCCACCUUCCUUCCACCCCCACCUCCCACGCAAGCCCUCGCCCGAGCUGCCGCCUCCUCCUCCUAUUUAUCCAGCGCUUGCCCACCCGGGGCCGCCUCCAUCAACCACCUGCCCCUGCCCCUGCCCUUCCUUCCCUUGGAAAGUUGGAAUCUACCCAAGGGUCCCAAAUGGAGACGGGGUCUGUGGCUGCAGCUACGGUGGAGGAGGGGUCGACGGCGGGGCCGCAGGCGGGGGGCGCCGAGAUCGCCUUCUUCGACCUGGAGACGUCGGUGCCGCAGCGGGCCGGGCAGGGCUACGCGCUGCUCGAGUUCGGGGCCAUCCUGGUGUGCCCGCGCCGCCUCGUCGAGGUCGCCUGCUACGCCACGCUCGUGCGCCCCGCCGACCUCGGCGUCGUCUCCGCCGCCUCCGUGCGCUGCAACGGCAUCACGCGUGACGCCGUCGCUGCCGCGCCGUGCUUCCGCGACGUCGCCGACAAGGUCUACGACCUCCUGCACGGGAGGGUUUGGGCCGGGCACAACAUCGUGAGGUUUGAUGUGCCAAGAAUAAGGGAAGCGUUCACCGAGAUUGGCCGGACACCUCCGGAGCCGAAAGGGAUGAUCGACACACUACCUCUGCUUACCCAGCGGUUUGGGAGGAGAGCAGGAGACAUGAAGAUGGCAAGCUUGGCAAAUUACUUCGGUCUAGGGAGGCAAAAGCACAGGAGCCUGGAUGAUGUCAGGAUGAACCUUGAAGUUCUCAAAUAUUGUGCUACAGUGUUGUUCCUGGAGGCAAGUUUUCCGGAAGUGCUUAUUGUUGAGAACCUUGUGGGUGCAAUUACAAGAAGCAAAACUGAUGGAGCUACUUCUCCUGAGGUGAAGAAUCUUGAAGCAAACACAUCACCUGAUUCUUUGAAACGACAACGUACUGUUUCUCAAGUCAAUGGUUUGACUACAGAUCAAGAUAAUCAAGAAUCAGUUGAUCCUGCAAUGAACGGGGAAUCCAGUGACUUGAUAUCCCACAUGGAGGAGAUGAAAUUAGAUGCUUCUGUGCAGAUGGAUGCGAGUUUCAGUGGUCAUUCUGGGUUCCUCGAGCCAGAUGAUGUAUCAACUGAGUGCAUCAAGAUUUUUACUACCCCUUCUUACCAAUUUAAUCGGAGAACAUUGAUCAAGCACAAAGAUAGUCCACUACACCUUUGCUGCGCUGGCUUGAAAGUCCAGUUUGGAGUUGGUACAAAGUUCCUAGACACUGCAGGUCGUCCAAAGUUGAACAUGGUGGUUCAUAUCCCUGAGAAUCUAAGCAAAGUUCUAGAAUUCUGUGAUAAUCAGGCCCAGAGAUUUUUUCAAGAGUCUGGUACCACUUCCGAGUGGAGAACCCUGAUAAAGAAGUACGGUUAUGUGAAUCGUCCAACUGUUCGCCUCAACAUCCCUACCACUCCCAGCAGCGGUGCUUCGCCCUACUCGACAGACAUAUACCAGAAAGAGCCCAGCGGCAACAUUCAGAAGCUUGCUUUUAGCAAGGUAGAUGCCGCGGAACUGGACUCCCUGUUUGUUCGGGGGAACAGGCUGGAUGCGUUCUUCUCGCUGGAAAUAUAUGACUACCAGCAAAAUGCUGGCAUCCGGUUGGUCGCAAAGAGGCUGGUUGUACACUCCAAGUAGCACCAGUCAUAGUUCAUACUAUGAUGUACUAGUGCUAGAAGCUAACUCUUGCACUAAUUUAAUUGAUUGCUUUAUGUCUUCACCCAGUUGUAUGUUAAUUAUUAUGCCAGUGUGAAUAAGAUCUGACCAGUAGCAGGCUAGCAGAUGCUGAUGCUGAACUAGGGAUUCAGAAAUUGUAAAAUGUUCUAACAAGAUGUUUGUCCAUCUGUUAACGGAAAGAUCAUGUAUAGAUUUAUAUAUUAAGCAGAGGAUUAAAGAUU
Molecule: messenger RNA, 2909 nt
Organism: Triticum aestivum (bread wheat)
Lineage: Eukaryota; Viridiplantae; Streptophyta; Magnoliopsida; Poales; Poaceae
Product: protein NEN1
Exons: 6
Coding region: 1183-2649 (488 amino acids)
Molecular function (GO): nucleic acid binding; 3'-5' exonuclease activity
Source: RefSeq, a predicted model, not a curated record